ACAGUAUACUGCGCUCUUCGCAUCCGAGUCGCGUGAAGCCAUCGAACUGCUAGUGCUGCUACUACUACAGUCUAUAAGAGAUGUCUGUCCUCACUCGUAAACGACGACGCUCGGAGGCAUUCCAAGAUGAUGAAGAACAGCAGCAUGAAGAGCAAGUAGAAGCCGAAGACCAGUCAGAGGCGGAGGCACAGGACGACGAUGCAGGGUCGGUAGCGGAGAAAGGAGACGCGCCGGACGAGAGGGCGAAGAAGGAGCGGGAGGUAUGGGACGCGUUCAGAGAGGAGCAGUAUGAAGUGCUCGAGCAGCUGCCGCUCUCCCUGCAUCGUUCGUUCGCGCUGAUGUUGGAGCUAGACCAGCAGGUGCAAGAUAAUGAGAAGAAGCUCGUGCCCACUCUCCGCGAAUACAUCGCCGUCAGGAAGAAACUGGCGAGCCAGAGUGCAGCUCAGGACCAGGACACCGCCGCGGCUCAUGCAAGUGACGAGCCAGAACCCAUGCAGGAGGAUCAGACGAGUGCGCAGGAAGCCCUCCCUGAGAACGCACAGCAACCAGACACAGCACCGACUACACGCCCACAAGACAGCUCAUCCGGCCCCUCGUCCAGACACCUACUUACAAAGGUUGCCAACCUAUCAGAGGAGAUUGUCCGUGCCUCCAACGAGAAAGUAAACGUUGCGAGGUUUGCAUAUGAUCUGGUGGAUAGGUACAUCCGUGACCUGGACCGCGCCAUCAAAGAGCAGGAAACUUCUCUCUCGCUUGGCCUCAGGCCAGGGACGCACCCUGCCUCCAUCAUCCUCCCCGAGGUCAUUCCGCCCACAACUACCCGCACUCGCAUCGCACAGCAGCCCCCUCCGCCUCCGCCUGAGCCGAUCGUGGCUCCUGAAGUGCCUCCGGUACCUCGGGCAGUAUCGGAAGCCACAUCUGUAAACAUACAAGCCGAAGAAGAUGACGAGGAGGAGGAUGAGCCUACGCUUGGUAUUGAGUCCACUGAGUCGCCAGAGCGCAACGGAUCGCGCUCGAUCCUUGUGCGACCGCGUAGGCGGCGUACCGCGAAGUGGUCUCGAAAGAAGAAGGCCGUCACCCCGGCUGACACCGACCAGGCCGAGACAUCUACACCUGAGGGCACCGCGAGCUUGAAGCUGACGGUACCACCCCUAUCAUUUAUCACCGCGCAAGUAGGCAAUAAACCAGGUGUGGCAGGCGACGCGUCGGAGUUGGGGGCGCUGGGUGACAUGCCAAUCGACCCCAACGAGCCAUGCUAUUGUUACUGCAAUCAAGUUUCAUUCGGAGUUAUGGUUGCAUGCGACAAUGAUAGCUGCAAACGUGAAUGGUUCCAUCUCGGUUGUGUUGGCCUCAAAGAGCCGCCCCCACCAAAAGCGAAGUGGUAUUGUCGGGAUUGUGCUGAGCAGAUGGGCAAAAAGAAGAAAGGGCGAUAGUUCGGCGCGUCUGCCGAGCUCUUUCCGGCCACACUACCACCCAUCUUGUCUCUGUGAUUCUAUCUGUUGUACGUGUCGUAUGAUGUAGCAUAAUUCUUGCUGGUUGUAUGUUCUCGUGAUCACACGACAGAGAGGCUCUGAACUGACCUCAGAGUGUGACUCACAGUCUGGAUCUCGUUUAAUGCUGUAACACGACACCCACAAAGGACA
This is a messenger RNA of Rhodofomes roseus, 1643 nucleotides long. RefSeq lists its product as uncharacterized. Gene Ontology annotation, cellular component: nucleus. The transcript is spliced from 6 exons. Bases 81 to 1433 code for a protein of 450 amino acids. Gene Ontology annotation, biological process: regulation of DNA-templated transcription. Lineage: Eukaryota; Fungi; Basidiomycota; Agaricomycetes; Polyporales; Fomitopsidaceae. The record is from RefSeq and is a predicted model, not a curated record.